UAAUCAAUCAGCGCUCACGUUGGGUCUCUUCAUCUUCUUCUUCCAUCUCUCACGUUCUCCCUCUGAUCUGCUCUGCAACCCGUGGGAGGACUUCAUGGACGCCGAGGACUACUUGAACGAUGAGGAUAGGUUCAAUGUAACCAAUAGGCUGGUGUUGCUCUUCCCGAAGAUCGAUAGGGACCCGACUGAUGGGUUCGUGACCGAGCAGGCCGACAGGGAAGUGAUGCAUAGGACGCAGAGGGAGAUGGACACUUACGAUAAGAACAAAGAUGGGUUUGUUUCUUUUGCCGAAUAUGACCCCCCAAGUUGGGUUCAGAAUGCGGAUAAUUCUUCUUUUGGCUAUGAUAUGGGCUGGUGGAAAGAGGAGCAUUUCAAUGCAUCAGAUGCAGAUGGAGACAGUCUCUUAAAUUUAACCGAGUUCAACGACUUUAUGCACCCAGCUGAUACCAAAAACCCAAAGCUACUUCAUUGGUUGUGCAAGGAGGAAGUUAGUCAUUGCUUUUGCUUGGCCAAUUGUUUACUUUGCCUUUUUCCAUCUUUGGGGAAAGAGAUACAGACAAAGAUGGGUGGGAAGGUUAAUUUCAAAGAAUUUUUUCAUGGGCUAUUUGACAUGGUGAGAAGUUAUAAUGAAGAAGUUCACAAUUCUUCACAUGAACAUGAUGAUUCGAUGGAGGCCCCUGCUAGAAAAUUGUUUGCUGAGCUUGAUAAAGAUGGAGAUGGAUACUUGUCUGAUGUAGAACUACUACCUGUAAUUGGAAAACUUCAGCCAUCAGAGCGAUACUAUGCAAAACAGCAAGCAGACUACAUCAUAUCACAGGCAGAUGGUGAUAAAGAUGGACGUCUAACCUUGACAGAGAUGAUUGAUUACCCGUAUGUAAUUUACAGUGCUAUAUUCAAUGAGGACAAUGAGGAUGAUGAGUACCAUGAUGAAUUCCGUUAAUUUUAUGCUAGUUGGAACAAUUUAAGAGACAACUGAUGCUGUCCCUGAACGAUGAUAAUUCAUCAGAAGGUUCGAGAGAAAGAGAUGGUGAUAGUAGGAAUCAUGUGAAAUGGGUGCAGAAAAGAAAUGGGUGCAGAAAAUGUGACACAAUAACUAAAUUAUUCCUACACAAAUCCGGAUGAGGCCUUGUGUUGAGUCAUUUUCAUGGAGCUUCAAGAAUGUGCCACGCAGACGUGUCUGACACGUCUACAUGGGUGCAGAUGUGUCUGACACAUGAUCUUCAUGGAGCUUCAAGAAUGUGCAAAGUGAUGUGUCAGAAAACAAAAAGAAGAUAAGUAUUAAUUUAGUUUUUGGGAAUGAGAAUUCGCACACGGCCAGAUUGGAGGCCACUGCUGGCUAAUACAUUAGUUGUCUUGUAUAGGAUAGAAUCAAAUGAAUACAACGUUGUUCUACGUACAGUGACGUAAUUUUGAAGAUCCGAGUGCAAUUUCUCUCUUAUAUUGUACCUGCGUGCGUGCUGGCCAUUAAGAGCAUCCCAAAAGUUUUCAGUUAUUUUGCAUUUCUCAUGAGUUGGUAAACAAUAUCACACUACUACAUAGCUGUGAUUAUUCGGCAAGAUCGGAACCUAUUCUUGCAGAGAGAGUUGUACAGAAUCGACACAUACAGCAAAAUCAAUCGACGCGAGAAUCAAAUCAGCAUAGUGUGAAUGAGAAGAUCAGUGAUGUUCAUAGUUUUAAGGUGGAAACCUCGUCAUGAUCAUACUCGAUCGGUUAGUUUUUAGUGUUUUUAUCUCUAUUUUAUAUAUAGUUUUUUAUUUUGUUGAUGUGUUAAAUUUUUAUUAAGGACAGUAAAAGUAAUGUUUUACGGCCUCUCCGAAUGCUAGGGGCUCUCAACAUGAAAAUCUUAUAUUUUCGAAAAUCCUUCAAAAUCCUUAUGAUUUAUAAUCGUGAGCUUAGUCAUAUUUUUCGAAAAUUAGAUUUUCAAACAUCACAUUUGUAAGGAUGUAAAUACCUAAAGAAAUAUGAAAUUGGUACAUUAAUUUGCUUUGCAUUCCUUUCCGCCAUGGGUGAUGCCUAAAAAUGGAAGUAAGAGAUACGAUACUUAAAUCUUUUCAAGUUAACAUAUCUCAAAAAGUAUAUAUUAGUAAGCAAACAGUACACAAGCACAUGACAAAGGUAUCAAAUAAUAGCACUCAUAAAACCCACACCAAACCCAAGAUACAUUAGCUAUAAUAUUCCCCCUCCCCCCCCCUUCCCAAAUCCAAAAGGUUAGAAAUUAAAGUACAACUCAAUAAAAUACAAAGCAAAGAGAGAGCAAGAAGGAAAGCAAGAUGGAUGGUCCUACUUUCCCUCUACAAGUACUAUCCCACACAGGCUGUUAAAGGAAACCAAAUAAUGCGAAGUCUGAUGGGUCACAUGGAAUAAAAAGCAGCCUGACACCCACACAUGCCAUUGCUUCCCAUUCUCACAUGCACAUGCUGCCUGUCUGCUACACCCUCCCCACCUUUGUACACCCUAAUAAUAAUCAAUCUCAUCUAGCCAUCUACUUCAAACACACACACUCAUUGUCAUUAAAAAAUUUCACAGCUUCCAUCUCACAAGUCACAUCUCCUAUAACAUUAUUCUACACAACUAUUAAAGGUAAAAUAAAGUCAGCAAACUAUGCUCAAAAUUUGAGCACUUUUUUUGGGGUUAUGU
Corylus avellana is the source of this 2637-nucleotide messenger RNA. RefSeq lists its product as uncharacterized. The record is from RefSeq and is a predicted model, not a curated record. Gene Ontology annotation, cellular component: endoplasmic reticulum. Lineage: Eukaryota; Viridiplantae; Streptophyta; Magnoliopsida; Fagales; Betulaceae. Gene Ontology annotation, molecular function: calcium ion binding.